CCCAAAAGAGGAAGAGCAGAGAACUUUUGUUUUCUUCAGAGUUUAAUGAAGUUGGCCUGGUCACUCAAGAAGGGAUUAAAGGAGAAUUUAGUGUCACUGAGCUGUGACUGCUGAAGAGGGAACUCAAGCGUUCAGGUCACUGUGUGAACAGGAUGGUCUCAGUUCAGAGCUGCAGCAGGAGGAAUAUGGCUGGUUCUCCUCCUGCUUUACCAGGCUUCGGGAGCUCGGGAAAGAGUUUUCUCAUUGACAAUCUGCUUCAGGCAUCUUCAGCCCAUUCAGAAGGAACAACGGGUACACACCUAAGACAUGCAGCAUGUGAACAUCCGAGGAGAAGCUGGGGCCUUGAGCAGGGAGCCUACCAAAGUCAGGCCCAGAGUCCACAGCAGGUGAAAGACUUGGGACCACUUCUGCCACACUCGGGUGUGCCGAGCAGUGUUUUCUUGCGGAGCCCGCAGUAUCUGCUGGCAUGCUGCGGUGGGUCCAGCCCCCCUCCUGUCUUCUCCAAGGGAGCAAAUAUUCGAAUGUGGUCUGCUGAUAUAAGCCCAAAAUCCCGCAGAGGGAUCCUUAGGAGGGCUGUGUUCUCCGAAGAACAACGGAAAGAGCUAGAGAAAACUUUUCGGAGACAGAAGUACAUCAGCAAGACAGACCGGAACAAACUGGCAGCUGAUCUCAGUCUAAAGGAGUCACAGGUGAAGAUCUGGUUCCAGAAUCGCAGAAUGAAAUGGAGAAACUGUAAGGAGAAGGAGGUACAUAAUACUCGCUCACCGAUGGAUGAGCUCAUGGCCCAAGGUCUUGCUCAGGAAGAGGAAGAACCAUCACAGAAUCACACUAAUGCAAAAACAGAGAGAUCACUGCCACAGAAGAGUGUCAGGGACACAUGAGGGGCUAUAAUGAGUGGAAAGUAAACCAGGGACUUUCUCACCUCCACAAAAGCCUCAAAAAAGGCCACAGUACUGGGGGGGUUGUUUAAAAAUAUAUGGAUGGAAUACUGUCUGUGAAAACUAACACUGAUAAUAUUAACUUUUCAGUCAAUGCAUGUAACUCUUUUGAUGCAUCAUAAAUAUAAUUAGGUUCAACUGCUUGGUCAAUCCUCUUAUUGUGUUUCACUGGCUUCAGUAAGCAGGUUCAUGGUCAUUACACUGACAAGUCUUUCUAGGAAAGAUUCCCACUCUCCGAUUGUAAUUGCAAUCAGUUAAAGGCAAAAAUGAGUCAUUCAUUUACUGCAUUUACAAAUCAGACUUUCUUUCCGAUAUUACGUGUUUUGGUAAGCUUUACACUAACACUGCUAUUCUCAUAAUCCAGAUUGUUUUUGAAGUCCAGUUUCUUUUGGUAUAUUUUGUAUAUAUUUUUUCACGAUCUUGAAUGCAUAGAUCAGCUGUAAAUAAAGUGUUUCAGUGAAUCAAGA
Molecule: messenger RNA, 1405 nt
Organism: Lates calcarifer (barramundi perch)
Lineage: Eukaryota; Metazoa; Chordata; Actinopteri; Centropomidae
Gene: dbx2
Product: developing brain homeobox 2
Exons: 4
Coding region: 153-881 (242 amino acids)
Biological process (GO): regulation of transcription by RNA polymerase II
Molecular function (GO): DNA-binding transcription factor activity, RNA polymerase II-specific; DNA binding
Source: RefSeq, a predicted model, not a curated record